GGCGUCUCAGUGUCGUCGCGACGACCGACGUCGUACCCGUCGUUCCGGCGUCGACGUGCUCCUUCUUGCACGGUUGAUUCGCGAUCAAGCGUAAUUCACCGACCAUUCUUCGUUCCGACGCGUCUUCGUUCUCUCGCCAUCGCCAUUUUCGGCCAUUUUCUGCCUCGUUGAAAUAAUUAUUGUUAAGAAUAAGCAGAAAACGCGUGGAUAAAUUUUCUAGUCGUAUAUACGUGGUAUAAAAUCGUUGUAUAAAAUCGAUCGUUGGAUCGAAAGGUUCGAUAUCGAUAGUGGAUCGAGAAGGGUACAGUGGAUUGGCAGGCGACCAGAGUGGAUCAGUGUCGUUCGAGCGAUCGACUCGGUGAAACGAUCGACCAUCACGGUGGGAGGAGAAACGCGUCUCGGUGAUCGGAUGCAGACUGAUUGGCUCCUUGGAGGAGGAUCAGCUGAUCGUGUGUUAGCUGGAAUAUAACGUGUCGAUCGUUUUAGUUGUUACGAGUAAGUAUUUGGGAGAUUGGACGAGCGUCGGUGGCUUUCGAAACAUUUGGAUUUUAAUGGAAAAGGAUAUUUUUUGAGACCCAUCCUCGAGGAUCGAAGAUUCGCCGGGUAGACCCACCGGAGUCUCCCCCCUCCCCCCUCCCCCGAGGAAGCCAAUAAAUCCUCGAGAGUACGCAGACGACGAAGAGAGAAGAGAGAAACCCUUUACCUCUCUGCUUGCUCGAGCAUGCUAACGAGACGCAACCCAGGAAGAGACUUAACCUCUCCAAGAUAAAAAAGAAAAAAAAGAAAAGAAGGAAAAGAAACUGAAAACACUCGUGAGAAGAAUUCGAGAGGAGGCGAGGAAAGAAGAAUCGGUGAAGAUUUAAAUCGACCGAUUGUGGUCGAUUCUUCUGGGCGAAACAGGGAGGGAGGGAGAAGGAGAGAGAGAGAGAGAGAGAGUGGUGCAGAUGAGGCCACGAUCAAUCUGCGAUAGGGUGGCGGAGGAGUAUUACGAGCCUGACGGUUGUUACUGCGAGAAUCGGUGCUUCUGACAGCCGGACGGCAGGAGGGACAGACAGACGGUAGUGUGCCACAGCAGCCGCAGUGCUUGCGAAUACUCGAUGGAUGAGUUCCAUCCAUUCAUUGAGGCCCUUCUACCAUUCGUGAAGUCUUUCUCGUACACGUGGUUCAACCUACAAGCCGCCAAGAGGCGUUACUACAAGAAGCACGAAAAACGGAUGAGUCUCGAAGAGGAACGUCAGUGUAAGGAGGAGCUUCAGAACGAGAAGCUGGAGGUGAAACAGAAAUGGGCCUCGCGGCUUUUGGGCAAGUUGCGAAAGGAUAUCACGCAGGAGUACAGAGAGGACUUCGUGCUGAGCAUAACGGGGAAGAGGCCGGCCAUGUGCGUCCUUAGUAAUCCUGAUCAGAAGGGUAAAAUGCGCCGCAUCGACUGCCUGCGUCAGGCCGAUAAGGUAUGGAGGUUGGACCUAGUAAUGGUGAUCCUCUUCAAGGCAAUUCCGUUGGAGUCGACGGACGGGGAACGGCUGGAGAAGACUGCGGAAUGCGCUCAGCCGGGCCUCUGCGUCAACCCCUAUCACAUCAACGUCUCCGUCCGGGAACUCGAUCUCUACCUCGCCAAUUUUAUCACCAGCCACGAGGUCCUAAACGGCAUCUGCAACGCGAGCAAGGAGGAAGAGAGGCGGCGAAAAGGUGCAGGCUACCACGAACUAUAUAACGGUGUUGUCUGCAAUGACACGAUUCUAGCGACAGGUGUCUUCAGCUCGAAGGAGCUUUGGAUGCUUUCAAAAGCGUCCAUACUGCAUGACCUCAGCGACAUGCAGCCUCAAAUAAACGCGAUCAAAAUAGAGCACCCGCCGUACUACUGCAGCAGCUACACCCCUCCGUCCGCAGCCACGGCCGCGGAUCAUGCUCAGCCAGCGGCUAGCUUCAGCCCGCCACCGGUGCAUCAGCUCAUAAGGAACGACAAGACUGAAAAGCCUCCGACGGUAUCCGUGUCGAGCGCGCCGACAUUCUCGCCGGUGCUCAGGCCCGAGGACGGUCACCGUGGAAUGGACUCGCCGCACUCGCAGACGGGAUUGCACUCUCCCCACGAAGGACUGGCCGGUGGCUCCGGUCAAGCCAUGUCCGGCCUCGCCUACUACCAGCCGGAACAUCCUGCCUCCACGGGGGUGGUCAAGUACCCCGAGAACGGUCACGACACCCUGUCGGAUUUCGUGACGUUCGUCUGCCAGGAGGCCGAGAAUACCCAGCAACUGCCCCAGGCGCAGCUAGCCGGACCCCGGACUGGUAUACAAAAGUUCUCACAGUAUUAUCCGAGCUCGAUGCUGCCCCCGCCCCCCCCUGCCCCGAUGGCGAGGCCCGUCGCCAUUAUAAGGUCGACGGGAGAAUUGACGGCGGCGAGCUCGAACUCGCCCCCCACCUCUUCCACCUCGCCCACGGACCCGGCCGAGCUGGCGUCCAAUCAGGAGCAAAUGGCCGCCGCGGCGGCGGUGGGACUGGUCAGUUCCGGUUGCCAGAGCUCCGUGGAUCCGGCCGGAAGGAAGAGCCCCGCGAGGAUCCUCGUCACAGCGCCCCACACCAGCCGGGAGUAUACGUUUGCUCAUUUUCACUCUCAGCCUGGACAGCAAAUAUUCACGUAUCCUACGAUCAGCUCGAUGUCGGGGGUCAUCUCCCCGACUAACCUGUCCCUGUUCUCGUCCCCCGUCUCGGUGACGAGGCCUGUGGCCACACAGAGAUCCGUUUCCAACGUGCCGCCGCGUUGGAACACGGCGCCGUUCAUCAAUCUCGAGGACGAUUACAACAUGAUCGCUCCUAUCAUCACUGGGACAGCCAGCGAGCCCCCCUCCACCAUGGACGAAGACCGAUACUUCCAUCCAGUGCACACGAGCAGCGUGGUGGACAAGAGCGGGGCCGGUAACUUGAUGGGGACGGAUCUGGGCGUGGCCACCGAUCCGACCUCGCACCACCAUCAACAGGCCCAACAGCAGCAGCAACAACAGCAACAACAGCAACAGCAACAACAACAACAACAACAACAAGCUCAACAACCGCCUCAACAAGCUGGCCAACAGCAGCAACAGCAGCAGCAGCAGCAACAAGUGAUGCAGGACAAGAGCGGAAGACCCAAGUCUCCCCCGUGACACUGGAGGCUUAGAGCGGAUAGCGUGGAGAAGCUCGCGUGUUCCACGGGGUCGUUACUCACCGGCGCGAUAUACGAUAAUUGUUACCCUGAGCCGGAUGGGAAUCGUCAGGAUUCCUCGUGUCGUGUUCAGCUUCGCGACCUAAGCCUGCGGAGAAUCGAGUGCCUGAGAGUCUGAUCGUAGUUUAAGGGGGUUAAUAAUGGCAGCGUCGAGGGGGGAGGGGGGGAUCCCGCUUCCGGUCCCUCCUCGAAAGGGGGGAGGGCCGAACCCUCGCCGAGGGAUUCAAGGGGGCGAGUUGUUUCUUAUUCGUUCCUCGCCUAGGAUCGGUGCCUUUCCACGCUUUACGAGUCAUCUUUCUUCUCGCUUUCUUCCUUUCUCUCUCUUCUUCUUAUAUUUAGUGAAGGAUUGAUUUUUAAUAAUUGGGUUUAUUGUAAAAAAAAAAAAAAAGGAGAAUAGACUUUUAAAAAAUUUUGUUACGUUGGAUGUAAUAGAUCCUUUAUAAGGAUAAGGAAGAUUUUUUCUUUUUAAUUUUUCCGCGAAAAGGGAAGGAAGGAAAGGCUCCGUCCUUGAAGGAGGGGAUUAGCGUUUCGGUCAAUUAUCACUUCCGCUCCACCGGAAGCGUCCGUUCUCCUCUCUCGACGCUCCGUUAAUUUCUGACUCUUUCUCUCUCUCUCUCUCUCUUUCUCUCUCUGUCUCUAUCUCUCUAUGUCUCUAUCUCUGUAUCUAUCUAUCUCUUUCUCUCUCUCUCUCUCUCUUUCGAGUGUCCUCGGCGGACGUGAGUAAGGACCCCUCAUCUCGUCUCCUAAUUAAGAAAUCGUCUCCCGAUCAUCGCCGAUCGGUCCGUUUCGACCGAUGAUAAAUAAUAAUAAUAAUAAUAAAAUAAUGAUAAAAUAAUAAUGAUAAUAAUAAUAAUAAUAAUAAUAAUAAUAAUAAUAAUAAUGAUCCGUAGACAAUUUAAAUUUUGAACGAAGAAACGAAGAGAAAGGAAGGAAAGCGACGAGAAAAGAGCGCGAACGUGGAAAAGAGGAAAGGAGGAAAAGUACCGAAGUGUGUGUACAGUUUUCCCGCGCGAUUUUAUAAAACCGACCGUCUGUUUCCUAAUAAUUAUUAUCCGCUUUCGAGACCCUUCCGAAACGUGUGUUUUUGUAUAUAUACACGCUCGUGGUAAUUUUGUAAAAUUAUAAAUGGGUACGUGUAGAUCUAGUCUACGAAGGGAGGAAAAAGAGAAAAAAAAAAAAGAAAAAAAAAAGAAAAAAAACGAGAGAGGAAAAAAAAUAAAAAGAGGAAGAAAAAAAAAAAACACGUAAUUUGCUGCGCUCUUCGAGGAGAAGGAUUAAACGACGAAGCAAAGAGAUUGAAGAAAAGAAUAAUAAUAUUAAUAAUAACGAUAAUAAUAAUAUUAAUAAUAUUAAUAAUAAUAAUAAUAAUAAUAAUAAUAAUGAAUAAAAGGAAAAAAAAAAAAAGAAGGAGAAAUUUCUAGUGCCAAUUUCGUAGUUUAUAAAUAUUAUAACGAAAUUAUAAUUUUCUAUUAUAUUUUUUUAUAAUAUUUAUGAAGGAACACAGACACGUAUACACGCGUACACAUGCUUAUUUAGACGACACGUAAAAAGUAGUCGAAAUAAAGACAAAUGAAAAGGAGAAAUGCUUUUCCAUUUCGAUGAUCGAGAGAAGUGUGAACAUUUAAAAAAGGAAAGGAAAAAAUGAUAAGAAAAAAAAGGAAGAGGAAAAAUACUGACGAGUAAGAAGAGAAAAAUGAGGAAGAAGAAGAAGAAGAAGAAGAAGAAGAAGAAGGGUCGAGGGGAUCCGAUCGGUCGAGUAUCGGUCAAAACGGAAGUUAACCGAACCACGGAUAAUAAUAAUAAUAAUAUUAAUAAUAAUAAUAAAUUAUAAUAUUAAAUAUAUAAAAUAAUAACGAUAAUUGAUAACUUUAUAAUAAUUGUAUCGUUAAAUUAAUCGCCUAAUGCUCAGGCUAGUGCUAACACUAGUGAAAAGAAAUACAGAGGGGAAAAACGAAAAUAGAGAGAACGACUAGUUGUUGCGGGCUAGUCAACAGAGGCUGCUAGUUAGAAACAAAGUGAAUAAUAUUUAAUAUUGAUUACUAUUGAUAAAGUUAAGCGGUUAAAAAAAAAAAAAAAAAAAAGGAGGAAAAGAGAAAAAGGAAAAUACACGUUAUUUCACGAUGAUUAAUGAUGAUUUAAAACGAUAUAAUGGCGCGCGUGAUUAAGAGGGCGAAGAAUGGAAGAAAUUGGAAAAGAAGGAAAAGAAGAGGAGGAAGAGGAGGAGGAGGAGGAGAAAGUCGAAGAAAGAAAAACUAAAGAAAACGAGACUAUAAGAAAAAAAAAAACAAACAAAAAAGAAAACGAUUUUCCGAGGAAGAGAGGACGAUAUUUCGAGAUAGUGAGAGAUCUAUAGUUAUUAACUUACUUAGAAAUUUAGUGUAACGUCGCGCAACGAGAUAACGUAACAUCGAACUUAACGACAACGAAGGUCCUAAAACUAUAAUGUUGUAUAUUGUCCAAAAGUGCUUUCUCUCUCUCUCCGUCGACUGUACAUUGAAUUAGGGUGUCUGACGAUACAGGGCGAAUUUUUUUCUUUCUUUUUUUUUUUUUUCUUCUUUAAGCUCAACCCUUUCGCUGCCAAUCGCUGCUAAAAGAAAUUCGAAAAAUCGUUGAAAAUGUUCUUUCUUUUAAUUCUGUGAAAGCUGUGUAAUAAUGAUGAAAUUACUUUUAAUUUUCAAAAAACAAUUUCAAAGAUUAAUAAUUGUAGAAACGUAAGAUCGAAUAUCUAUGGAAUAUAUUUUGUAUAAAAAAAGAAGAAGAAGAAGAAGAAGAAGAAGAAAAAGAAGAAAAAGAAUUCUGGCAGCGUAAGAGUUGGAAAGCAAACACGAGGGGCGAUCUGUCUUAUUAUAUAUAGCGAUUCCCAAGGAACCCCUUAAGUAAUGAUGCGCUUAAUACACUCGCUAGAUGAUCAGAUAGCUUUUCGAGGUGGUUCUUCCUGGGUUUUGUUUCGCGAGAACAACCCUUUCGUUUUUUUUUUUCUCUCUUUCUCUCUUCGAGUGAGGUUGAAAGGGUGCGCGGCGUCCUUGCCCAUUAGCGACGACUGGAUCCAACGAUCGUUGAACUCGAUUGACUCGCGCCCCAUUCGUUGCGAAAUUCACUGAAAGAAAAUGGAAAGGAAGGGAAAAGAAAGAGAAAGAAAAUUGCGGCGAGCGGUUGCUUUUUAAUUUUUUCGAAUUCGAAUUCGAUUUGGUUUCCAGCGUUUUAUUUUAAAAAAUAAGAUGGCGAUCGUUCAAAGCCCAAAGCCUGGUUCAUAACUUCAUUCAUUGUAUCUCCUCCCCUGAUCGUUGAUUUGUGUUUGCUCGCUUGUCUGUGCUUCUAUAUGUGCCUUUGUAAAUUAAUAUUAAUCGUAGCGUUUAACCGUGCUCUAGAUCUAGAAUCCUUAAAAAUCUUAGUUGCGAGUGGCUUUGUAUAGAUCUCAAGAUUUUCUCGGUGCUCGGAGCGGUUUUCUGUCGUCGAAUCAUUUCAAUCAUUGUACUUAUUGUACUUGUUGCGAGACAUCCGAGUUAGAGUAGAGUUCAGUUUGCCGGAUGAAAUGUGUCCAGGAUCAAGUCGAAAUCGCGGUUAAAUGGGAAGAAUGGAGGCACCCUGUCAAUCGGUUCGUAGUGAUAGUACAAAGAAUUUUGAGACUAGCGAUAUAUCGAUAAUUAGUGUUAAAAAAAAAAAAAAAAAAAGAAAAAGAAAAAAAAAGAUAAAAGAGAAAACGAAGUGUAAGAUUUACUUACAGACUCGAGUUAAGAGAGAUGAACAAGACGAUACGAUACUACUACUAUUCCUAUAAAGAAUUGCUUCUUACCGCUACUAACGCUAUUACGAUGAGGCGACGAUGAAUACCGCUGCAACUAUAUUGUUAAUACUACAAGGGGAAGAAAAAAAACUACUACUAUUAUUAUAACUACUACUUGUACAACUAUUACCACCACCACCACCACCACCACCACCACCACCACCAUCGCCAUCAGCACUGCUGUUUAAAAAGAAGAAAUUGGGAAAAACCACUUAUCAUCACAGCACCACUCUACCACUAUUAUUAAUACUAUUACUAUUACUAAUAUCACUAUUACUAUUACUAUUACUAUUACUACUAUAAUUACUACUACUACUAUUACUAUUAUUAAUACUACUACUACAACUACUAUUACUACUACUACUAUUACUAUUACUACUAUUACUAUUACUAUUAUUACUAUUAUUACUAAUUAAUAACGCUAUAUUGUAAGCUAAACUACUACUAUGUUAACGCUACUCUUAACUAUUAAUUGUAAAACGAAGGACGACCGCAUACAGCUGUUACUAUUAAAUCGCCUAUCUCUAUGAUUAUUAAGAACAAGGCACAUCGUGCCCAGUGGGAGAGGAGGGGCGUUGCUAUUGCUGACUAUUACUUAAUUCACUCACUAACUAAACUAACUAAACUAACUAACUAAUCGCUUUAUGGUUACUACGGGAGAAGAACGAUUCUUUAGUGUAAAUAUGAAUAAAAUAUUAAUUACGACGCGAGGCGAAUAGGGUACGUAAAACGCACGCUCAGGGUGGAUCGCUCUUUGUUUUUUUAGAUUAUUAAUAAUUGUUCACUGAAUCGUUCGUUGUUACACGAUGCACAAAUGUUUUAAUUAUAUAUAUAUAUAUAUAUACAUAUACAUAUGUAUAUACCUUAAAAGAUUAAUUGUUUUUUAGAUAAAUGAAGAAAGCUUUAUUAGAACGUCUUUAUUUAAAAAAACGAGAUGGCGCCACUGCAUACUGUAAUACGAGCGAUUUAGAAGAGGGCGCUCCACUCUAGGCAUUCAUAGUUGUUACAUCACGCACAGGGGCAGAGAGACAGUCGAAUUCAUCGAUCCUUGGACCCCUAGAUCCGAUCGAUCCGAGGAUUUUGCACACUUUCUUUCGAACUCUUCGCCAACCAUCUUUGACGAUAUUUCAUUUUAUCGCGAGAAAAAGGAAAAAAAUAAUCGAGCCUCGUUAAACGAUUAGACGAUUAAUAAAUUUAUUUUAGACGAUCUAGAGCUUCCUUCGGCAAAAGUGAUUCGCGCAAAGUGUUCGAAAGAAAUCACGAUAGAUGUAUAAGGAAUUUUAAUACUUUCCUCGAUGCCAAUAGGGAUUGUAACGAGACUCUUGGUGUUCUUAUUUUGUUAAACGAAAACGCGCGGGCACUCAACGCCGAUGAUUAAUAACGAAUAACAAAAAAAAAAAAAAAAGAAAAUUUAAAAAUUCAUAGAAUUAUAACGAAACGAAACCAGGGUGGUUCGGGAUACGUGUACAUUACGCACUUCUCACCGCGUGACUUUUGUUUUUUUUUUUUUUUCUAUUUUAAUUAAAAAUUGUACGAGAUUUGUAGAAAUUGACGAUCAAGAAUCACGUAUCGAUCAAUGUAGAAUUUUUAUAAUAUUAAAAUUCGUGUGUAGUAUGUUCUCAAAGUUCCUCUUUAUUAACUUAUUAAAUUGUAAUAUUUUAUUAUAUCGUAACAAAAAAAAAAGGAAAUAGGUUUUGUAAAAGAGUAUUUAGUCGUAUUAGAAAGCUUGGGGAAAUUAUUAAAAAAAAAAGAUACGUGAUUCGGAAAUGGUCAGCGUACGAUUUCGUGGGUGCAAAUAGAGUAGAGUGCCAAUUAGGAUAGAAGGAUUACAAAGUAGUGUUAGGUCUUCCUAAUAAUGGGGUGAAAGGUCGUGGUUAGAUCGGCUUUCAAAACACAGAUUCGCGAGGAAAGAUUACUCUUAAUUUCAAAUUAUAUUUCGACGAAAUAACUUGAAAAUAUCAAAGUUUUCGUGAGUUUUUCACGAAAUAAUAAAGAUGAAUAAAAAAAAAAAAAAAAACGAAUUGAGAGAAAUCUUUCGUCGCUACGCCUGGUGAAUCGCUUUUACCAGCUGAGAGUCCAGCCAAUUGGGUUUCCGCUCAAAAAAACGGCGUCCAACGUCGAGCUCGCGUCGCGCCGAUUUCUCUCGGGGCAUCCACGUGAAAAACAUUUUCUAAUAGCGUCUCGAGCUGCCUUGAACCGAAAGUGCAUUAAAAAAAAUUCGUCCGCACGAAUCGAAAUUCCGCCGGUCGAAAUUCAUUGCGGCUGGGAUCACACGUGUCUCCGAACGAAGAGGAAAGAUCGACUCUUGAUUCUAAAAAGAAAAAAAAAAAAAAAAAAAAAAAUAAAAGAAAACAAAAAAAGUAACGAUACGUUAGUUAGAUAUUUUGUAUUUUAUAGCGACGAUGUUGUGAUAUAUCGAUUCGAACCGAUAACAAUGAACAUGAACGUCGUAAGGAUAGUUAACCUCGUUGUGCGAAUGGGAAGUUUCGUAUCUCGCUUCUAUCGUAGCAAUUAUAGAUAGACUAUUUAAUUGCAUAUCUCGUGAUAAUUUGUUACUUAAGUAGCAUCCUAGUUAAUUUAUUGAAGAGUGAUCGUUUUAAUAUUACCGCGUAGUAUUCGUAUCUAGAAAGUGAUGGUGAAAAUCGAUUUUUUUCCAACUUAACCUUACUUCCAUCCAUUUGUAAUCUAACCUUCAACGAUAAGAACUAGUUGUACGUAUUAACUGAAGCAAAGUUUGUUCGAAGGAAAAACAAGAAAGAAAAAAAAGAAAAGGAACUGUUAUCGCUUCCAUUCCCUUAAACAUCAUUUAUAAUUACUUCGACAACGAGAAGGAUAGAUCGAUGGAUGUGAUUCUCAGCCGCAAAGUUCUCUCCGGCGCGACAGUGCGCACGAGGACUUUUUCUACGUAAGAUAGAUAUUUCUCUAGUAGACUUUAGGGGGCGGGGCGACGUCGAUAUGAACGAUUAGGAGAAACAAGAAAAGUUUAAUUACGCAUCAGUCUCGCGUCUCGAUCGAAAAGAAAAAAAAACUAGGUUCGAGGAUAAAAAUAGGGGGAAAAAGUAACGAAAUAUCGACUGGAUAUCCCGAGCCACCCGCUGCUACACGGGUCAAAAAUGGAUUAGAAAAUAAAUCGAGAACAUUGUUCUUUCUUAGAAAAAUGGUAAAAGUUUGAUCGAGAGAAUUGGAAAAUCGAGACGUAUUUGAUAAUUUUCGUGCAAUUAAGCGAGUGAAAAAAAAAAGUGAAAAGAAAGAAAGAAAGAAAAAUGAUGGGUCGUUUGCGUAGAAUUUAAGCUUGUGAGGGGACUGAGAAGACGUAUAUAAUAUAUUAUAUGUAAACGCGUAGCUAACGAAUGAUUAAUUUAGCAAGAUAACCUGGUUAACGAGAUAAAAAGAAAGAAGUACGAUUGUUUUUGAUUUUUUUUUUUUUUUUUUUCCUUCUUUUUUUUCUGUUGUUGGGAUGGGUGGUUAGAAGAGGUGUGUUGCGAGAAUUUAAAUAGAUGAAUAUAGAACGCACGAGCAUGCGAGGUGCAAGUUCAGCUACGAGAAUAACGAUAACAAUAAUAAUAAUAAUAAUAAUAUUAAAUAAUAAAUAAUAUAUAUAUAUAUAUAUAAAAUUGAAAGGUACUUAACGACACACUGGUAAAUUGUAAACGACGAAAAAAAAAAACGGCGAUGAAUUAUGAACAUAGUGCGAUUAUUAUUACCUAUUAUUACGGCAAUACGAUGAUAUACAUAUAUUAUAAUGAUGAAAUACAAUGAUAUAUUUAUCGAAUAUUUAUUGAGCAAAUGAGAAUAGCACACUGUGUAGUUAUCGGUUGUACAAAGUAGGCGGCGAGGCGAAAACGCGAGCGAUUCUUUUUUUUUUCUUUUUUUUUUUUUUUUCUUUUUUUAAAGGAUCGAAAUCCUGUGGAGAUUGUUGAGGUUAGGUGUCGUCAGGAGGUCGCUAUUUUUAUAUACGAUAUUUUUCCUCGAUUUAUUAACUUUCCAUUCGCGUUGAUUCUAUUUUUAGGUUAGGAUUAAGUUAACCUCAUUUUGUGAAAGGAAAUAGAAAUUUUUCAUUUUCGAACUUCGAUUAUUUUCGAUCUUCCUUUUCGAAACGCACAAUUUCUACAAAAUAUCGAUUAUUGUUAAUUAAGUUAUGACAAAUUUUCGAAUUUAUGAUCCUCCAAGACACCAAAUCUGAGCAAAAUCUCUUUGGAAAAGGAAAGUUCAUCGAAAAAAGCACGUUGCGAGAACAAAGAGGCACGAAAUAAAACGCGAUAUGGAAUAAACACGGAAGGGAAAAGAAGAGAAGUCGAGGAAUGUCCUGACCGUCUCGGUUGGCGUGUAUUUUCGUCUCACGAUCCUUUUUUUUUUUUUUUUUUUUUUUUUACGAUUGUGAACGAGGUUCAUGUUAUAUAUCAGGGAUUAGACUAAAUAGUAUAACGAUACGCUGCGAGGGAGGUGGCAAGAAAAAAAAAAGAAACAAACGAAACGAAAAACAUGAUGAAAGACAUGGGUGAGCCUCUUUGAUUAAAAAUUUCCCAUCCCGGCAUUUUCUUGAUCCUUUUCAAAAAAUAAUAUAAAUUAAAUCUAAACCUUACGUAACCUCGUUUGAUAUCUUUCUAACCUCACUUGACGACCUAACUUCGUUAAUUAAAAAAAAAAAAAAAGAAUAGCAUAGAAUUUAAGAAAAA
This is a messenger RNA of Apis laboriosa (Himalayan honeybee), 11656 nucleotides long. It is a transcript of the gene NfI, whose product is annotated as nuclear factor 1 X-type. NCBI's taxonomy places the organism in Eukaryota, Metazoa, Arthropoda, Insecta, Hymenoptera, Apidae. The transcript has 14 exons. The coding region runs from base 1098 to 3137 and encodes 679 amino acids. Gene Ontology annotation, cellular component: nucleus. Gene Ontology annotation, molecular function: RNA polymerase II cis-regulatory region sequence-specific DNA binding; DNA-binding transcription factor activity, RNA polymerase II-specific. The record is from RefSeq and is a predicted model, not a curated record. Gene Ontology annotation, biological process: regulation of transcription by RNA polymerase II.